This is a messenger RNA of Sebastes umbrosus (honeycomb rockfish), 1784 nucleotides long. RefSeq names its product T-lymphocyte activation antigen CD86-like. Bases 175 to 957 code for a protein of 260 amino acids. The transcript is spliced from 4 exons. The record is from RefSeq and is a predicted model, not a curated record. NCBI's taxonomy places the organism in Eukaryota, Metazoa, Chordata, Actinopteri, Perciformes, Sebastidae.
GUCAUAACAAGUUUGCGAACACCCGUGCCUUGCUAUUUAUUGUCCACACCCUGUUCAGAAGGAAACUACUUAACUUUUUUAUCAUCAUCAUUAUUGUGAUCUUGAUAACCCGACCCUUUGUAGUGCUUCAGUGACAGCGGUGGAACACUUUUUCCUCUCUGGUGUGUGGCAAGAAUGUUCUCUGUGUUAGUGGCAUACUUUCUCCUGUUAGUGUCUGAUGCAACAGUGGUUCUCGAUGUCAACACCACUGUUGGCGAAUCAACGGUACUCCCAUGUAACCUGGCGGUCCCAGCUACCAUUGGCUUAAGGAAUCUACGCUUUUCCUGGCAAGACGAAAGAAAGUACGUUUUGUACUCUUUUAAUAGAGGAAGGGAGAGGCCAGAGUAUGUAAAUGGACUUUAUCGAGGCAGGGUCACAGCCUUCCCACGGGACAUGAUCGUUGGGAAUAUUUCAGUCACACUUCAAAACAUAACACUUGAGGAUAACCAAAAGGUUUUCCAGGCUUAUGCAGCAGUUCUUGAUAGCGGAGGGACGGGGGGAUACAUUCUUCCACUCAGAGAAAUCUGCCAAAUAACUUUACAUGUUGCAGUUGCUUACGAGAGAAUCAACCUGGCUGUAAAUGAAGACACGAGGACUGCAGUCUGCACACACAGAGGAUUCCCGAAGCCUUUGCUAACGUGGAGACUUCAGAACCUUUCUGACCCCCAACACUUUUUAGACGCGAGGGAUGUGCACACUACAGCAGUGCAGGACCCUCAAGAUCAUCUCUACAGUAUCAGAAGCACUGCAGAUAUCUCUGGAGGUCCAUAUCGAUCCAUAAUCUGCCUCAUCCACAACCCUACCCUAAAUGUGACUCUGAACACCACCCACAUUUUAAACAAAGGUGGAGCAGAGAGGAGCCUCCCCGGCCGGACCGCGGUGCUGAUAUUGGCUGCAGUUGUUCUCAACUUGAGCUGAGGUUGCAUAGAUGUGAGUUGUUCUUAUUUAUUGACAAUUUUAGAGCAUUUCAUAUCCAACUGCUGAGAAACACGUCACCGAUAACUCAUGAAUGCGUGGUAAAAUGCUAAAAUAUGUAUAUUCAUAAAAUUAUUAAAAUAUGAAUUUGAAUUGGCCUAUAUAGAGUAUGUUGUCCAUCCAUCCUGUUGUUCAUAAUAUUGUUCAUAAAAUGUCCUCUUAUAUGGUUAUUGCUAUGGUAACGUGACGUAAAGAAUUGUGAGUUUCGAUUUUGAGCGAUCACCAGCUCAUCCAUUUUAUAAAUAUAGUUUUUACUGUCACUAUGUGCUGAUAAUAUAUAUAUUAUCAGCACAUAGUGACAGUAUAUAUCAGUAUAUAUAUGAUAUAUUAUAGUACAUUUUUGAUAGUAUGUGCUGUUUGAAGAAUUUGGACGUAGCCAACAACAACCAGAUUCAACGUUUGGUGGCUAAGCAAUAUCACUUAUAUAGUUCAACGUUGAGGUUUGCAUCCCAAGCACAGAAAAUUAAACGCUAUGACUAUUGUUUUUUAUGUCGUUGUUUAUUGUUUAUUAAGAAAUAUGUUGUUAUGCUGCUGAGCUAAGAUUAUCUGUACAGGAAGUAUUGAGACAUAUUACCCUCUAAAGAGUUGAGAGGUGGUGUAAUCUUUGAUUUUUGUGAUUUUGUGAUUACUAUUUAUUGUGAAUAAGUGAGAUAAUGAGAAUCUCUGUGUGCUGUACAAGUUGGAAGCAGAAUAUGUUGUGUAGCGAUUGUCAACCUAAAGCAUUAUUUUUACAUUUUGCAGAACAUCUUAAAUAAAUGUGUAGCACCAGA